Messenger RNA from Medicago truncatula (barrel medic), 1500 nucleotides. Its product is annotated as lipase. The record is from RefSeq and is a predicted model, not a curated record. NCBI's taxonomy places the organism in Eukaryota, Viridiplantae, Streptophyta, Magnoliopsida, Fabales, Fabaceae. Gene Ontology annotation, biological process: lipid metabolic process. The transcript is spliced from 11 exons. Bases 167 to 1243 code for a protein of 358 amino acids.
UUUGUUGUUAUUAUUAAUAUUAACUUUCUUCCUAUUUAAUCAAAAACCCAAAUUAUUCUUCACGACUCUUCAACUUCUCUUCCCUUCUCACCGGAAAAUCUCUACGGCGGCGGUGGAAAAAUAUAUUCCCCAUUCGGCGGCGCUUUUUUGUACAUAGUAUUACAGUAUGGGCAAAACUUGGUGGUGCUUGAUUUUUGUUACCUGGUUAUGUCUUUUUGCGUUUUCAGAUGGCAGAGAACUCAAGACCAGGCAUACGAGUCAUCUUGCGCAGUAUAAUCAUACACUUGCUACCAUAUUAGUGGAAUAUGCUUCUGCGGUAUACUUGUCAGAUUUGACUCAACUUUUUACUUGGACGUGCUCUAGAUGUGGCGACUUGACCAAGGGAUUUGAAAUUAUAGAGUUGGUUGUUGACGUCGAGCAUUGCUUACAGGCAUUUGUUGGAGUAGCCGAUGAUCCGCGUGCUAUAAUCAUUGCAUUCAGAGGAACUAAUGAACACAGUUUACAGAACUGGAUUGAAGAUUUAUAUUGGAAACAGCAUGAAAUAAAUUAUCCAGAUAUGGACGAUGCAAUGGUACAUCGUGGUUUUUAUACUGCAUACCAUAAUACAACAAUACGCCCUGCAGUUUUAGGGGCUGUUGAAAGAGCGAAGAAGUUUUAUGGAGAUAUUCCAAUUAUAGCGUUAGGACAUUCUAUGGGCGGAGCAAUGGCUGCGUUUUGUGGACUUGAUUUAACGGUAAAUAAACAAGAAAAAAAUGUCCAGGUUAUGACAUUUGGACAACCUCGUAUUGGGAAUGGUGUUUUUGUAUCUCUCUACAGCAAACUAGUUCCAAAUACAAUCCGAGUUACAAAUGACCAUGAUAUUGUUCCCCAUUUGCCUCCAUACUAUUAUUAUUUACCACAGAAGACAUACCAGCACUUUCCGAGAGAGGUAUGGCUUUAUAACAUUGGAUUAGGUAGUCUGGUGUACAGGGUUGAGAAGAUUUGUGAUGGAUCUGGUGAGGAUCCAUCUUGCAGCAGGUCAGUGAGUGGGAAUAGCAUCACAGACCACCUAGUCUAUUAUGGCGUUGACAUGGGAUCAGAUGAUCCACAAUCAUGCAGAAUCGUUAUGAAUUCUGACGUUCCGAGUACUAGCAGCAUCAGAGAUUCAAGAGGAAACUUCAUCUUAUCUAGAAAUCCUACAAGUUCCCUUCUCAAAUUGAGUACAGAGUUUGACAAUAAGGAAAAGGCCGUUAAUGUCUAUUGAAUUGGCAUGAGAUAUCUCUUGCAACAUAAUUGUGGGACGUAAUACUUAUUCUUUUCUUUCUUCACAGUCCUUUCAAAUGCGGCCGAAGAAUUUUAUCAGAAUUAGCUGUAACUGGAAGAAGAUUGUGUGUAUAGUCUUUGUAUAUAUUCAUCCUUGUAUAUAUGACUCAUAAUUCUUGGUGCCGAUGUUAAGUGUUGAAUUUCACAUGCAAAUUCUACUCAUUUGACUAAUAAUAUUUGAUUUAUUCAUUUUUUUUU